AUGGAGAUAAGAAAGAAAUCAAACAUAACUCUGUCUCUCGUCUUAGAUUCUUCUUCUUCCAAGCCUUUCAUGGCUCUUCUCUUCACCGUCCUCCUCUCCCUAACCGGCAUAGCUUCAGCCGCUGCCGUCGGUGGUGGCCCAACCGCUAGUUUCAAACCGGCAGAUGACAUUCUAAUUGAUUGUGGAGGCAAGUCGUCAGCCAAAACCCCUGAAGGCAGAGUCUUCAAGAGUGACUCGGAAACGGUUCAGUACAUAGAAGCCAAAGACGAUAUCCAAGUCUCUGCGCCGCCUUCAGAUAAAAUCCUUUCUCCUAUAUACCUAACGGCGAGGAUCUUCCGCGAAGAAGCCAUUUACAAGUUCCAUUUGACACAACCUGGUUGGCAUUGGGUUCGUCUCCAUUUCUUUGCCUUCCCAAAUGACAAGUUUGAUCUCCAAAAAGCAACUUUCUCUGUUUUAACAGAGAAAUACGUCUUGCUCCAUAACUUCAAACUCAGUAAUGAUAAGAGCCAAGAUGUUGUUCAGAAAGAGUACCUCGUCAACAUCACCGAUGCUCAAUUCUCUCUUAGGUUUAAACCUAUGAAAGAUUCUGCAGCUUUCAUCAACGGAAUCGAAGUUGUGUCAGCUCCAGACGAGCUCAUAACCGAUUCAGGCACUUCCCUUUUCCCGGUCAACGGUUUCUCGGGUCUCUCUGAGUACGCAUACGAGCCGGUUUACAGGGUUAACGUAGGUGGCCCCUUGAUCACGCCACAGAACGACACGCUAGGUCGAACAUGGACGCAAGACAAAGAGUUCUUGAAAGAUGAGAACCUUGCUAAAGACGUCAAAACAACAGCUUCAGGGAUCGUGUAUCCUCCUGGCAUUACACCGCUCAUUGCGCCGCAGACGGUUUACGCAACAGCUGCAGAGAUGGCUGAUUCUCAUACCAUUGAUCCUAACUUUAACGUCACAUGGAACUUCCCAUCAAACCCUUCGUUUCAUUACCUCAUCCGUCUUCAUUUCUGUGACAUUGUGAGCAAGUCCCUUAAUGACCUUUACUUCAACGUUUACAUCAACGGCAAGACCGCCAUUUCUGGUCUGGAUUUGUCCACUGUAGCUGGAGAUCUCUCUGCUCCUUACUACAAAGACAUUGUUGUCAACUCUACGCUCAUGAAACAAGAGCUUCAGGUCCAGAUUGGUCCCAUGGGAGAAGACACUGGAACCAAGAACGCGAUCUUGAAUGGAGUCGAGGUCUUGAAGAUGAGCAACGCAGUGAACAGUCUUGACGGAGAGUUUGGAGUUGAUGGAAGAACGAUUGGGAUGGGGAAGCACGGGAUGGUUGCAACCGCGGGGUUUGUGAUGAUGUUUGGAGCUUUUGUAGGACUUGGAGCAAUGGUUUACAAGUGGAAGAAGAGACCACAAGAUUGGCAGAAGAGGAACAGUUUCUCUUCUUGGUUGCUUCCUAUACACGCAGGUGACAGUAGCUUCAUGACAAGCAAAGGUGGUUCUCACAAAUCCAACAUGUACAACUCCACGCUUGGCCUCGGACGUAACUUCUCUCUCUCAGAGCUUCAAGAAGUCACCGAGUACUUCGAUGCGUCGAAGAUCAUCGGUGUUGGUGGAUUCGGAAACGUUUACAUCGGAACAAUAGAUGAUGGCACUCAAGUUGCGAUCAAAAGAGGUAAUCCUCAGUCAGAGCAAGGGAUCACAGAGUUCCACACAGAGAUUCAGAUGCUGUCUAAGCUCAGACACAGACACUUGGUGUCCUUGAUUGGUUACUGCGACGAGAACUCAGAGAUGAUCCUUGUCUAUGAAUACAUGUCCAAUGGUCCUUUCAGAGACCAUCUUUACGGUAAAGACGUUUCCAAGCCUCUGACGUGGAAGCAACGUCUCGAGAUAUGCAUCGGAGCUGCUCGUGGGCUUCACUAUCUACACACGGGAACAGCUCAAGGGAUCAUACAUCGCGACGUCAAGUCAACGAAUAUUCUUCUUGACGAAGCUUUGGUUGCUAAGGUCGCUGAUUUUGGUCUCUCCAAAGACGUGGAACUCGGACAGAACCAUGUCAGCACGGCGGUGAAAGGUAGUUUCGGGUAUUUAGACCCGGAGUACUUCAGGAGACAACAGCUUACGGACAAGUCAGAUGUUUAUUCGUUUGGUGUUGUUCUUCUAGAAGCUCUGUGCGCUAGACCAGCCAUCAAUCCAGCGCUACCAAGAGAGCAGGUUAAUUUAGCCGAAUGGGCUAUGCAGUGGAAACAGAAAGGGUUGAUGGAAAAGAUCAUUGAUCCUCAUCUUCUUGGCCAUGCGAAUCCUGAAUCUAUGAAUAAGUUUGCAGAAGCUGCAGAGAAGUGUUUGGAAGAUUAUGGUGUUGAUAGACCAACAAUGGGAGAUGUUUUGUGGAACUUGGAAUAUGCUCUUCAGCUUCAAGAAGCCUUUGCUAAGGGAAAAACUGAUGAGGCUGAGGAGGGUGAUGAUGAUACCGGUGUGCCUGUGGCUGCUGCUACGGUGGCUUCUCCACAUGCCCCCACCACAGCCACCAGCGCAGCAAGAAGUGAACGUCCGGUCACUCAGCCUGGAGAGAAGGAUGACUCGGCGGUGGACGAUCCCUCUGGAACCACCAUGUUUACUCAGUUUGGUAGUCUCAACGGAAGAUAA
Molecule: messenger RNA, 2628 nt
Organism: Microthlaspi erraticum
Lineage: Eukaryota; Viridiplantae; Streptophyta; Magnoliopsida; Brassicales; Brassicaceae
Source: the annotation of a GenBank genome assembly